GUGACCCAUAGAUGCGCUCUCUUCCUGUAUCCCUUUCACCAGCUGUUAUUUGUCAGAAAUACCGGUUAAGCACAAACCUUUACAAAUGAUGGAUCAGAUUAGUAACAUCCAGGUUGUUCCUUGCAGCAGCUCCAAUUACCUGAAACCGUUCAGGGUCCACUACAGCCAGAACGGAACCAAGAAGUCCUGGGAUUUUAUGAGAACACAUGACAGUGUCUCGGUCCUGAUCUUCAAUACCACUUCGCAUUGCUUUAUCCUGGUCAAGCAGUUUCGUCCAGCUGUGUACAUGUGUGAGUGGGAGAAACACACCCCUCAGAGUCCUGAAGACAAGGUAAAAGAAGGAGAGGAAAAGGAGAAGAGUGAGGAGAGCCAUGGGGACCCACCGACUGCAGCUGCUGGAGUCACUUAUGAACUCUGUGCUGGAUUAGUAGACAAACCAGAUCUCUCACUGGAAGAAAUAGCCAGGCAGGAGAUUCUAGAAGAAUGCGGCUAUGACGUGCCAGUAUCGAAGCUCAGAAAAAUAACAUCCUACAGGUCUGGGGUCGGAGUCACUGGAUCCAAGCAGACCAUGUUCUAUGCCGAGGUUUCCGAUGAUAACUGUGUUGGGGAAGGUGGCGGUGAACCCCAGGAAGGAGAGCUCAUCGAAGUGGUGAAAGUCCCUUUACAGGAAUCCAUGAACUUUGCAUUUGAUGAAAGCCUCCCCAAAACCAUGGGGGUCCUCUUCAGCUUUAUGUGGUUCCAUAGCAACAUGGCACCUAAGUACAAAAUUUCAACAAACGUGUAAAAGCUGCUGAAAGAGUGAAUAGUGAUGUGACUAGUAUUUUGGAAAUAAUAGUCUAGAUAUUCUUAGUGUUUUUAUAUAUGUUACGUGUGACACCCCCCCCCACCCCCCCCCCCCCCCACAACACUAAUAUACAAGGCGAUGCAUUGAAUGAGAAAAAAUACACAUAAGACUGAUAUCAAUUAAAUAAAAAAAUAAUAAUAAUACAAAUAAAUAAAUAAAACAAGGGUUGCCGCAAGUAUAAUUUGCAUUAUUGUAUUUGCUUUCUGGACAUUUUGCAACGUGAGAUCAGUCAGUAAGUGGAAUACUUGUUGUCUUUUUGUUUGUACUUUAAUAAGCACGGUAAGCUCUUUUUAUUGGAAGCACGUCUGCUGCUAUCAGGUGUGACAUUGUUAGUGGGAGGGGUCCCUUUUACAGAUCCCUUCAAGCACUCCCAGCCAACUCAGGUUCUGCCAUCUAGCAGAAAUUACUUGAAGCUUAGAGAUGAAAACAAAAAUCAGCACGUAGCAGCGUUAUCAAAUGAGCUAGCUUUAGAUCUUCACAGUUUAUAUAUUGAGACCAUGGCUUUUAAUGAUUGAAAGAGCUAAACGGUGCACUGCUGGAAACAAUCAACAUGAGCAAGACACACCAAAAAAAUACAAGGGAUGACUAAAGAGAUAGAAAUGCGUGGCCCGAGCCAUUCGGAUACCUGCCAUCCCGUUUAGAUGGAACAUAAAAGGCUGAAUAUCAUGGCUACGGAUCACUUGCUUACACGACCUUGUUUAUUAAAGAAUCUUGCUUAUUUGUAAUAGGGAUAAGGGUACGCUGACACUACUGCACACCACAUGAUACCUGUAACCACUACGGGCAGCAAGAGCGACUUUAAGAGCACCUGCAUUAGAUCUUGACAUUGAUGUGUUAAUAUGACAUAGUUCCAUGAGUUUAACCCUUUAAAGAUCAGGCUUUAUUGACCUGUCGUCAACAUUGUGUCUUAAGGAAAAUCAUUCGCUAAGUCUUCUUCGCUAAAUCUACACUACAAACUGCUGAAAAGGAAAUAAAUAAGGUUAAGAAAAUCCAGCUAACACCACAAACAAAUAUGAUUUUUCCAUUGCAGCAGCAGCAGCAGCAGCUGUACUCUUAGGAGGGUCAAUGAGGUUUCGUUACAGUACACGAUGAUAUUUAUAAAAAGAGUUUCUAUGGACUAAAACUAAGAGCAUAGGUAGGUCAGCAAAAUAUUGUUAUUUUCCACUCACGGGUUAAGUACAAAGAUACUCUCUUAUACAGUCCAGUUGGUGUACAUGGUCACAUUCAUAUUUUCCUACAUACUGUAUCACCAAUUAAGAGGAAACAUAAAAGUCAAAGGCACAGAGGGGAAUAAAACUAGCAAGUACAAACUAAGGUGUAAGCUAGGGUAGUCAAUAUCAUUUGCCUUCACUUGAAAAUAGGGCCCUGUAUCGCCAUAAAAAGACAUAAGUGUAUUGGAUUUAGGGGGGCAGAAACAAAGGGUAAAGUCCACCCUUCAAGCCAAACAGAUGGAUGUUUCACACCAAAUGUCAACCAAGGAGUUGCAGGUUCUUUCACGUACGAAGGUCACAUCAGCAAAGCUCCUUUUAUGCUAAAAAAAAAAAGUUGUAAAAAAUGGAGUUGUGGUAGUCACGUGAUUUUCCUUGGCUGUUGAGAGGGUAUGUUUGCAGUGUAAAGAUAAAACCUGUACACUUAAAGUAAAGACAUCUAGUAAUUUAGGCAGAAAGGCCAGUCAGUUGGUUGUAGCCUCCGUUAAAUGUACCUGCAUAACUUGUUUUUAUAUUGAGGUUGUAUGCCAGUAUUGGAAAAAAAGAGGACCCCAUUAAAACGGUUUACAUUUGCACUUGAAUUUGUUUUAAACUAUUUUAAGUAGACAUUAUGUAAAGCAACUUUUUUUUGCAAUUGUUUGUUGUGUUAUUUUUUCUAUAUUGUAUUUUCUAAUUCUCUUAGUAAUUAUUUGGUCAUAUCAUACCUUUUGCCUUGUAGAAAAGGGUAUCAUUAAACUGUGAUUGCAUGAGCUCUACAUUUAGGUGAAUUACAUCUGUAGUAAAUCUGUAAAUAAAAGGGUUCAAUUCCCAAAAGGGUUAA
This is a messenger RNA of Acipenser ruthenus (sterlet), 2872 nucleotides long. RefSeq names its product uridine diphosphate glucose pyrophosphatase NUDT14-like. Gene Ontology annotation, molecular function: UDP-sugar diphosphatase activity; metal ion binding. The record is from RefSeq and is a predicted model, not a curated record. Gene Ontology annotation, biological process: ribose phosphate metabolic process; nucleoside phosphate metabolic process. Bases 86 to 784 code for a protein of 232 amino acids. Lineage: Eukaryota; Metazoa; Chordata; Actinopteri; Acipenseriformes; Acipenseridae. The transcript has 5 exons.